This is a messenger RNA of Galleria mellonella (greater wax moth), 5151 nucleotides long. RefSeq names its product serine/arginine repetitive matrix protein 4 (gene Srrm234). The coding region runs from base 177 to 3488 and encodes 1103 amino acids. NCBI's taxonomy places the organism in Eukaryota, Metazoa, Arthropoda, Insecta, Lepidoptera, Pyralidae. The transcript is spliced from 13 exons. Gene Ontology annotation, molecular function: mRNA binding. The record is from RefSeq and is a predicted model, not a curated record.
UCUAUGGAGAACAUUAAAUCGAUGGAUUGUAAAAGCAUACUAAACUAAGAAAAUAUACGUACAUCACUAAAUAAAAAAAUAAAUUCUAGCAAGAUGGACGUUUAUUGCCCGUGCGAAAUAUAAAACCCGAAACCUACAUUUAUAGAAUUACAUGAAAGACAAAAUAGACCAAUAAAAUGUAUAACGGCAUCGGUUUGACGACACCCCGAGGCUCUGGCACCAAUGGAUAUGUUCAAAGAAAUUGGGCUUCAGUGAGAAAAACAAAAGAUUCUGUGAACUAUCGCACUGAAGAAGAAAUAGCAAAAUUGGAUUCGGCAUCAAACAAACAACCUAAUCAAGAAAUCCUUGAUCAUGAAAGGAAGAGGAAGAUUGAAGUCAAGUGCGCAGAACUUGAAGACAGUCUUGAAGAGCAAGGGUUGCCGAAGGAGGAGAUAGCUGCUCGGGUGGCCGCCUUCAGAGCGAAACUCGCGGAGACUGGUGCCGGGGACAAGGUCGUGCCCAGAGACGAGUUCGGGAGGGUAGCCGUUCGUGAAACGCACGCGAUCGCCGAGGCGCAGCAAGAGAAAAACGCGAGAUUGCGCGACGCGUUCGGUAUCUCGCCUCGUUUCGUGGAGGGCACCAGCCUGGACUCGGAGCGGCGGGCGCGGGAGCAGGCCCAGCGGUACCCUCUAGUUCGCACGCCGAGCCACGAGAGGGAGGCGCACGAUGUGCACGUCACCAAAAAGAAGAAAAAGAGAAGUACAUCACCAGAAGCUAAGAAGUUAAAGAAGAAAAAGUCGAAGAAGAAUAAGAAAGAGAAACAGGUGACACUUCAGUUGUCCAAGAGCGAAAGAAAAUUGUUAUGGGAUUACAUUCGUAGACAAGAAUCAAACAAGAAGAAGAAAAAGCGUUCCAAAUCACCGGAUACGGACAGCUCGAGUAGUUCCGAAGCGGCCCAGGACAGCGAUUCCGGCAGCUCCGAAGAUGAGAAGCAGAAAAAGAAGAAAAAGAAAAAAUCGAGUAGCCGGCGUCGUGGCAGUAGUGAGGCGUCGAGUCGUGAGAGCUCUCCAGUUAAAUACAGUAAAGAGAAACCACGAGAACGUAGGAGUGAGAGCAGACAGGACGAUGUACAAAACAGGAAAAAGGAUAAGGAGCGUGGGGAAAGAAAAAGAUAUGACAAAAGAGAUGAAACUGCCAACAGGAAUUCUCGACAGGAGUCUAGCAAGAGGCGGGACGAUCGUAGCACCUCGAGGGAUGAACGUGAACCUUCACCCGAAUACCGGCAUAGAUCAUAUAUUACCAAAGUAGAAAAUAGAACACAAAGGGAACCGUCUAGAGAAAGUGGAAGACCAAAAACGACGCGGCACUCCAAACACGGCCGUCACUCCUCUCCCGAAUCGGAUUCUGAAGAACCGCCACCCAAGCGUAAAGCAGAAAAAAGAGACAAAAGACAACAUAACAGGGACACUAGUUCAUCUCCACCACCCGAAAAGAAGCGGCGCAAAAGCCCCACGCCUGAUAGGAGAAGAGCCGAUAGUCCGAUCAGAGAAAGCUAUUACAACAAGAAAGACACAGGUAGAAAUCGAAAAGAGAGUUCGCCGCGGGAAGAUUUGAGAAUGCAAAAAAGAAGUGAAUCUCCUGAUUACAGGAAGAGGAGACAGGAAGAUUAUUACAGGAAUCAAAAAGAAGAAAAGUAUGAAAAGAGUAAAAAAAGUAAUCACGAUCGAUAUGAAGAAGAAUCGUUAAAGCGCCGGGACAAAGAGAGAGAAAGUUACGAUGAACCACCCAGGCGCAGGAAAAAUAGAAGCCCUUCAAGGGAUAAGCGGGACACGUCACCCGAAUAUAAAGACCGAUCUCCAGUAAAUAAGACAUAUAAAAAUAGGGAAUCUCGUCGAGAAAUAGAACGGUGUUCUAAAAAUUCUAAAUCAGAAAGAAAGCCGUCAACAUCAGAUUCAGAAUCUGAAAGACCUUCUAAAUACGCGACAGAUAAAAGUUCGAAAAACAAGGCUCGUCACCAUAAAGAGAAAAGUAUAUCUCCGCUUCCUAGAGAACAGCGGAGACAGAGCCCCUCAGAACAACAAGGUCGAAAAAGAAAGGAAUCACCACCUUCCAAAAACAAAUCUGAUAAAUAUAAAACAAACAAAAACACAGAUAACAGACGGGAACGAAGCCGCUCAAGAAGAAAGUCGCCAUCACCCGAUGUAAGAGGAAAGCGUAAAAGAUCCCUAUCUAAGUCCGAAUCUCUUUCUCCAGAUCGUAAAAGUUCAAAGAAGAAUAAAUUGGGUGAUAAUCCACCAAAUAAUUUAAAGAGUAAAAAGUCUGAUCGCCGUAUGUCCACACCUAAGGGUGAUCUCAAACAUGAUAAAAACCGCAAACAUGAGCGUCGCGAUUCUCACAGAGACAAGUCGCGAUCUCGCUCUGCGCGAAAAAGCAGAAGUACGUCUAGUCUCAGUUACUCCCCGGCGCGGCGGAGCCCCGAGCGCUACCGCGACAUCAUAGAGAAGCUACCAGAAAAAGAUAAACGUAAAUACAUAAAAUCACCGUCUGACUUGCAACCAAAGAAAAAGAAAAGUAAGGAGUUAGUAGAGAAUUAUAAGCCGAUGGCAGUCUGCCUGAGAAGCUCCUCGAGCGAGAACGACGACUCCGCGGACGACUACCUCAGGGUGGACGAGCGAGCUCGCCAGGAUGAGCUCGACAUCGAGGAGCUGAAUAGAUUGAAAGAAAAAAUGGCCAUGAUGGCAAAAGCGUCGAAGCGGUGGAUCGAGGAGACGAACGGGCCGUCGACGUCCCACGCCGGCCGGGAUGAGUCGAAACCGGACGACGACAAGUCGAAAGACAAAAUCUGUUCAGGGACAGAAAAGGAGAAGUCUCCGGUGGUCGUCGAGAAGAAAGCCAGUCCGGCGCCGGCUAGUCCUAAAAAAGAGAAAAGUCCCAAGGUAGCGGAGAACUCGCCCGACGCGAAACGGCACGACAGGAGCGCUUCCCGGCGCAGCUGGUCACGCUCGUGGUCGCGUUCGCGACGCUCGUCUCGUUCGGCUCGUUCGGCCCGCUCGGCUCGCUCGGCUCGCUCGCCACGUUCGCGCUCCAAGUCCCGUUCGCGGUCUGUCUCCCGCUCACGCUCCCGCUCGUCCCGUUCGAGGUCGCGCUCCUACUCCUCGUCCAGGCGUUCUCGUUCUAGUCGCUCCAGCUCGUACAGCAGUCGCAGCUCGUCGCGGUCCUCGCGCAGUUCCUCCAGGUCCACGCGCUCGUCGAGAACAAUGACGGGCGUGUACGCCGAUUACCGUAGAUCGAGCCCGUCGGCGGCACGCAGCCGCUCGCGCUCGCCGUCCAUCCCGCGGCGCGCCGGCUCGCCCAGUUUCUUGGACCGGCGGCGCAUCACGAGCGCCCGAAAGCGUCCGAUACCGUACCGGAGGCCGACCCCGUCGACGCCGACCAGCGGCAGUUACUACAGCAGUAGAUCCUCGCAAAGAAGCUGGUCCAGAUCACCGCCGCAAGCUGAGCACGACUAAUAGCAAUUUGGAACAAAUUACCGUAUUAGCAAAAAUAGGAAAUAUUAGAUAAUCGGGAUUUUUCCAGAAUUACUAAUUAUACUACUGGUAAGAAUAGUAGGGUAGUAUUUUCCCCACUUUAUCUACUAAUUUAACUAAUUAUUACUAAUGUACGCAACAUAGCAGUUUUACUAAAAUAAUCAUUCUACUAUUUUGUUUCAUAUUUUCACAUUGUUUUUAAUUUUCUUGUUAGUAAAGCUUAAAAUUAUCCUACUAUUCUUAUUUGGUGGUAAUUCUUGGAAAUGCCAUAUGAGUCUCAUCUAGUUCAUUUCAAGGGAACAAACAGCGAGCCGUAAGCUUUCAAUUUCUGUAGAACAAACCGUUUACGAGAUGUUUAACAGUUUCAGUUCAAAUGAUAAUCGUAAUUAGACAAGUAUAAGUUCUAUGGUGCAUUAUUGCAGUGAUAUAUAUACACGUUCAAAUUGAUAUUAUUUAUUGAUUACUUAAUAUUCAUUAUAUUUAUUCUAGUCAUUUAUUUAUUAACUAAAAAGUUUGAAUACUGAAAGUAGAAAAUCGUAAAGACACGAUAUGAGCGCACGUAAUAUACUAGUACAACGCAAUACAUGAUCAUAUUGACUGAUAAAAUAUGUGUAAUAAACAUAUUUAUAUUGCUGAGUGAUGUUUACAGACGAUAAUUUAUAGAUGUUUAAGGUGAAUAUAUUAUUUUUGCGUUCUUAUAAAAAAAAAUACGCGAUUUAAAUAUCAAAUGUGUAGUCUCUAGGUUUUUUAUAUCUAGUCAAAAGUUUUACAAACUGCGAUCAUUCAUUCCAAAAUUAAUUAUUUUUAUUUCUGAUCUCAUAUUUAUACUCUUUUUUUUUUUGUUAAAAGUUAUGUUGUUGAUAAUAUUAUUUGUAUAAUUUUUUUUUUUUUUUUUGUAAAUGGUACAUAACUCAUUAGUACCAGAUGUACUUUACAUUAAUAGUCAUUAAGUACCGACGUUUUAGAGUAUAGUGCAAUAUAUUUAUUGACAACUGCAGGUAUUUACACUAAUUUAUUUAAAUAUUUUAAUUCUCUAGUCACAGUAACUUAUUUAUUUUAUAUUAAAUUAAGAUAUUGUUAUUGAUAUUAAAACGAUAGUUAUUAGUGAUAAAGACUAGUCGAAAUAUUGUGUAUAAUAAAAUUUAAACAACUGAUCUACUAUUACUAUUUAUUAAGCAAUAAAUGAAACGUGAAAGAUGAAUUCGAUAAUAAAACAAACUCUUGUAACGACAACAAUAUUUAUUAUAAAAUUAUCGUAAUGUAUAAAUUGUAAAUGUAUCAACAUUUAUACAUAUAUAUAUAUUUAUACAGUUUAAAGGGAAAUCAUCUCGAUCCUCAUACCCAUAUUUUUUAUAACUUGUAAAAAAAUCAUGCGAUAUAUCUAUGCUACAUACACCCACGUGGAACAAUUCCGACUUAUUAAUUUAUAAUUUUAUUCGGUUAUUGUCAACCAGUAUUUUGGAGAUUGAUUUCCCUAAAACUUUGUAAAUAUAACAAAUAUCUUGCACCGCUAAACGAAAGAAUUGAUUCGAUUUGAUAAUAACAGCAUAUACUUAGACGAUUACACAGAAUAUAUUAGACAAAAUAUCUAACGAUUUAAUGGAUUCAAUUGCUGUUGUCAAAUAAAUUAAUAUAAAAAGAAUUG